Molecule: messenger RNA, 4065 nt
Organism: Doryrhamphus excisus (bluestripe pipefish)
Lineage: Eukaryota; Metazoa; Chordata; Actinopteri; Syngnathiformes; Syngnathidae
Gene: bmper
Product: BMP binding endothelial regulator
Cellular component (GO): extracellular region
Molecular function (GO): protein binding
Source: RefSeq, a predicted model, not a curated record
UUAAUCUGUUCUUUAGCUUAUAUGUGCUAGCAUUUAGCACUUAUCUGCUAGCAUUCAGCAUUUAUUUACUACCAUUUAAUGUUUAUCUGCUAACUUGUAGCUUUUAUCUGCUAGCAUUUAGCAUUUAUCUGCUUGUAGCUUUUAUCUGCUAGCGUUGGUCUUUGCUCUGCAAGCAUUUUACUUUUAUCCACUAGUGGUUAGUUGGGUCAUCUGCUAACAGUUGCUGGAUUUUGGAGGAUGAUUUGUGUCACAAAGUGAUGACUUAGCGGCAAACAACAAGUGGAGUUUGGGACGUGUGUGUGCGUGUGUGUGCGUGUGUGUGUGUGUGGAGAAAACCCCACCUCCCCCAUUUCCCACUGUUGCCCUCUAGUGGUCAAUAUACCUGAAACACGACACCCCCUUCCGCACACAGAGUAUGUGAUUAUACUUAUACACAUAUGUACACAUGUCAUCCUUGGCAUCAUUAAUUCAUGCUUUGACCUUGUCAGAUGUCCUCGGUGACCUUUAACCCUGUCCACACUCGACAAACGUAAGUUCUAAACGUAUUUUAGUACAGCAUCCCCAAGGCCAAAUACUCCUCCUAAACAUGACUGAAUUCUGUGAAACAAGUUAAAAUGCAUUUCUUUAUCCAGAUUCUCACCACAACCACAUUUCCUUUCUUUUAUUCCUUUUCUCUUUUUGUGUGUUGAAAAACAAAUGUGCUAAAUUGCAGUUGCUGAUAGAGAUGAUUUGUAUAAAAUGUAAGUAGAGUCAAGAUCAAUGAAAGUGUUCCAAUUAAAAAUGACAUGUCAGCACAAUGACUUUCUGUGCUGUCAGUGUCCUCCUACAUGUUGUUGAAGAAGUUGAAGAUGACAUGAGAGCUGAGGAAGGUUCCAGGAGGAGGUGUGUGGAUGCAGGAGGAGGUUCUGGCUGAGAGGAGGCUGGACCUUGUGUGAGCUCCACGAGGAGGAGGAGGAGGAUGAAGGUGUGUUCGUUGCAGAGAGAGAGAGUCGUCAGACAUUCAGCAUCAAUGAAGCUGAGAGGACUUUCUCCUGGAACUUCUCUGGACUCUUUUCUGUGUGGACUCUAAAGGAUUCUAACUAGAGGUUCGUCUUCUUCCAGAGGUUCUGCUGCAGUUCUUUGGUUAUUUUAUUUUUUAUUUUUUGGUUGUCGUCAUGCUGGCUGCUUCCAGUCAUUGGUGCGUCCGUCCAAAGACUGCCUCGUCUCCGCGUUGCUUGUCGGUACCAGCCGGACCCACCGUGGACGUGUUCUUCGCCCAGUGUGUGGAAUAAAGCGCAGUGUUAUUCCCGAGGUUCGCUGGGUCGGUUGCGGUGGUUCUGAGGAUGUCGCUCGGCCGUUUGGACCUGAUCUCCACCUGCCGGCUCGUCCUUUGCUCGCUGCUGCUGCUCCAGGCGGUCCUGCCCGCCGCACCGCUCAUCACAGGUACAGAGGCCAGCUGUGAGAACGAAGGUGAGGUCCUGCACAUCCCAAACAUCACUGACAACCCCUGCAUCACCUGCGUAUGCCUGGAGGGCAAGGCCGACUGCAAGCAGGAAAAAUGUCCGCCCGUGUCAGAAGAUUGUGCUCUGGUGGUCAAACAAACCGGAGCGUGCUGCGAGAGGUGCAAAGGUUGCAUGCUGGAUGGACGAGCCUACAACAGCUCUGUGUCCUGGACCAGUGCCGCCAAGCCCUGUGUGACACGACGCUGCCAGGAAGGUGUCAUCACGGAAGCAGAGGUGCAGUGUGUGGUCCACUGCAAGAAUCCAAAGAUCCAUCCGAAGAAGUGCUGCCCUACCUGCCCUGGUUGUAUCUUCGAGGGUCGUCUGUUCAAAGAGAAGGAAGAGUUCAGUCCAGAAGGCAAACCAUGCAUCAAGUGUACCUGCACUGGGGCACGGACUCUCUGCAAGAGGGAGGCGUGUCCUGUCCUUUCCUGCCCCGCCCACCUCAGCCACACCCCUCCAGGACAGUGCUGUCCCAAAUGUCUUGGUCAAAGGAAGGUGUUUGACUUAUCUCAGGGAAGUUGUCUCUUCCACAGCGAGGUCUUUGAGAACGGCACAUCCUUCCUCCAUGACAACUGCACCACAUGCACAUGCAAGGACUCCACUGUGGUGUGCAGGAGGCGGUGCUCGCGGCCGGGCAGUUGCCGUGGAGACCACUGCUGUGAGGAGUGCUUGUCCUAUGUGAAGAUGGAGGAGGUGAAGUACUGCAGAGUCCGCAACAAAAUCUACAGGGAAGGAGACAUGUGGUCGUCAGUCAACUGCACGUUGUGUGCAUGCGUGAACGGAAUCGUGGAGUGUCGGCCCAAACAGUGUGUACCCAUCACAAGCUGCCCCUCGAACAAGAUCCUGAACCGAACCGGCUGCUGCCCAGUCUGCACUGAAAAGCCGGGAGUGUGUACGGUGUUUGGCGACCCGCACUACAACACCUUCGAUGGCAGAACUUUUAAUUUUCAAGGAACAUGUCAGUACGUGUUGACUCAGGACUGUGGCGGAGUCCCAUCAGCAAGCCCUGGAAGCAACACCCUCAACAACCCCGACCCCAGCUUCACGGUGUUGGUGAAAAACGAUGCUCGGCGUACUCAUUCCUUCUCUUGGACUCAGUCAGUGGAGGUGAGGCUGGGGACUCUGGUCCUCGGCCUUCAUCAGCACCUGACGGUCCGCAGGAACGGCACCCGCAUCGCGCUCCCCUACCACGGGCCGGGGGUGCACAUCGACCUAGAUGGUUACCUCCUCAAACUCACCACCAUCGCAGGUCUGGAGAUCACAUGGGACGGAGACAGUUUCGUGGAGGUGGUGGCCGCCCCCCACCUCCGCAGCCGCCUCUGUGGCCUGUGUGGCAACUAUAACGGCCACAAACGUGACGACACCAUGGGAGGAGACGGACACUUCAAGUUUGACGUGGACGAGUUCGCCGAGUCGUGGCGAGUGGAGGGCAACGACAUGUGUGCCCAGCCCCCACCGCAUCGCCGGCCCACGUCCUUCCUGUGUCCCGGCAGCGUCAAAGUCAAGUUCCGAGCUCACCGGGAAUGCCAGAAGAUCAAGUCGUGGGAGUUCCAGAAGUGUCACCGCGUGGUCGACUUCGGCCCGUUCUACAGAUCGUGUGUGACGGACAUGUGCGAAUGCCCCGUCCAUAAGAACUGCUACUGCGAGUCUUUCAUCGCCUACAGCCGAGCCUGCGAGCGAGAGGGCGUAUCUGUACUCUGGAGGCCUGAUGCCGCCUGUAUGGCCACGCAGUGUAAACACGGCGCCGUGUACGACACCUGUGGGCCGGGCUGCACCAAAACCUGUGACAACUGGAACGAGAUUGGGCCGUGCCACAAGCCCUGCGUGGCCGGCUGCCACUGUCCCGCUAACCUGGUGCUCUUCCAAGGACGCUGCAUCAAACCCAUUGCCUGCCCCGGGCGGUGACCUUAGUGACCCUGGUGGGAAGGCGGGGCUUGUGCGCUUGCUUUGGGGGCUAAACUACCCUAAAGAAAGCAUCUUGAACUGUGUACAGAGGAGAUACAGCACAGUACUCAGGGCCCAUGUGUUUUGGCGAGGAAUCCUGUUUAAAAAAAAAAAAAACACUCAGGAGAAGACUGUGGAGCGUUGUGGUCUACAACGUCUGAGAAUAUUCAAGAGCACCGUCACGGACCUUCAGGGAACAUUUGGACUCUUUGUGAGCCAACGUGGCGGCUUUGAGUGCCUCAUCCGAAGCUGGGCGUAGUCAAAGCUCACGGAACUGGAACGCACGGAACCGGACCAGACAUCAUGGUUUCAUACUGUAAGCUAGCCAGAUUUAUAAGAGCUUUUAUAGAAGUAUUGUUCUGAUUAUGAUGUGUUGAUACUGUUAAUUUAUAUAGCAAACGUGGUAGCACGAGCCAGAUGGUGGACAUAAUAAAUGAUCUAAAGGGAAACAAAGCUAUUUAUGUAUUUGUCGUGUACUUUUGUGUUACUGUUUGAAGAGAAAUGCCCAAAUGUGACUCUGUUGAAAAGUUUUCAGCUGAAAAGUACUGUAGUCUUGUUGUGCCAGCAAGAAAACCGAAGGUGUUCAUUUAAACCAAAUGACUUAUUUAAGACCGCCAAUAUAAUCUUUUAUCCAAGUUGA